UAUUUGUACAUAUUUAUCGGAACAACAGUUAUCGGCUACUAUUGUCUGUGACUGUUAUCAAUUCUUUAAUGUUUUGUUUUUAUCGUAAUUUAAUUCCAUUUGUGGUGUAAUAUUAUUUCCUAUUGUGUAAAAUUUAUGCAAAUUUCAAUUAGGAAUAGGUCCUAAGAUAUUUUUGUGAUUUUUACUGGUAUGCUUUGUUGCAAAUUGCAGUUAGUGAAAUAACAAAGAGCAAUCGGUGUAACCCUGAGACGUGCAGAAUCUGAACUCCCUGCUCGACCGAGUACACUCCAUUCUAAUAAAGGUGUGAUGUCUUCCCUGCCGGAGGACACAACGAAAGAGUUUUUCGAAGCAAUCGACGAAUGUAAUACGAGUAAAGUGGAAGAUUUGCUGUCAUCAGGUCUAAUCAAUGUAGACGUUAAAAAUCCGACAUUCCAUGAUCGUUCUGCACUCCACAUCGCGGCUUGCAACGGCGACAUUGAAUUGGUGCGUCUUUUGAUCGACAACUUCAAUGCAUCUGUCAACAUAUCUGACUCACGAGGACAAAUCCCUUUAGAAGUCGCUACAGAUUAUAGAAACAUAAAUAUAGUAAAGUUUCUAAUACAAAAAGGAUCAAAUAAUCCUGAUUAUGCUGCUCAGUAUUUGAAUACCGAAGAAGUGGAACAAUUGUUUACGGCGGCCAGAGCCAACGACAUAGCAGAAGUGACGCGUCUGAUCAGUGAGAACGGAUUAGAUGUGGACACGGAAGAUAGAAGCGAUAAUAACAGCACCGUUCUAGAAGUCGCAGCAACUAACGGAUAUUACGAUCUCGUUCGUGUUUUAGUAGAUCAAUUUCAUGCAGAUGUUAACCACAGCGAUGAUCUGGAAGAGAGCCCGUUGAUUAUGGCCAUGAAUAAUAACCAUGACAAUAUUGCGAAUUUCUUACUCGAAAGAGGAGCCACAAGGGUUUUAGAAGAAUCUAGUGAAGAUUCUGAUUUUAGUUUUAAAUUGCCACUUGACUAGUAUUAACUAUAUUUGUGUGUAUU
Papilio polytes (common Mormon) is the source of this 1022-nucleotide messenger RNA. RefSeq names its product receptor-interacting serine/threonine-protein kinase 4-like. Gene Ontology annotation, molecular function: protein binding. NCBI's taxonomy places the organism in Eukaryota, Metazoa, Arthropoda, Insecta, Lepidoptera, Papilionidae. The transcript has 3 exons. The record is from RefSeq and is a predicted model, not a curated record. Bases 307 to 999 code for a protein of 230 amino acids.